This is a messenger RNA of Cyphellophora attinorum, 252 nucleotides long. RefSeq lists its product as uncharacterized. NCBI's taxonomy places the organism in Eukaryota, Fungi, Ascomycota, Eurotiomycetes, Chaetothyriales, Cyphellophoraceae. The transcript has 2 exons. The record is from RefSeq and is a predicted model, not a curated record. The coding region runs from base 1 to 252 and encodes 83 amino acids.
AUGCCGCCCGAGACGCGCACCAUAACGGCUCACUACACCUCCCCAACCGCUUCCCACAAAUUCUCCAUCCCAGUCACCGCCCCAGGCACCAACACCAGCACGGCCGAACGCACUCGAUACCUCGGCGAAUUCCUGACGGAGAAGAUGGAGGAGGACAAGGCCCGAGAGGCCGGCAGCAAGAACACGAAGAAAGAGGAAGAGGAGCGCGAGGAAGAGAACUACGGCGAGGAGCAGGCUGAGGAUGAAGACUGA